Esox lucius (northern pike) is the source of this 2620-nucleotide messenger RNA. RefSeq names its product signal transducing adaptor molecule (SH3 domain and ITAM motif) 1 (gene stam). The transcript is spliced from 14 exons. Gene Ontology annotation, molecular function: phosphatidylinositol binding; ubiquitin binding. Gene Ontology annotation, biological process: protein transport to vacuole involved in ubiquitin-dependent protein catabolic process via the multivesicular body sorting pathway. Gene Ontology annotation, cellular component: ESCRT-0 complex. The coding region runs from base 248 to 1768 and encodes 506 amino acids. The record is from RefSeq and is a predicted model, not a curated record. NCBI's taxonomy places the organism in Eukaryota, Metazoa, Chordata, Actinopteri, Esociformes, Esocidae.
AGAGUUGUUGUUAAUAAAAAACUCAGUAUCAGAUAACGGGAGGAGGAUAAACACUGCUCUAGCUACCCAGCCUCAGUUAACGUUACCCAGAAUGCCUAGCUUGUUGCCAUGUGAUCAAGGAGUGACUGGCUAGCUAGCUACUAUAUCUGCCCUUUUUUUUGUACUAUGCAUUUUAAUGUAAUACUUAGCUAAAACCCGAAGAAAAAAUAAAAGGAACGAUAGUAUUGUGGUUGAGAUAAUUGUAGCAAUGCCUCUUUUCACAUCAAAUCCAUUUGAGCAAGAUGUUGAGAAAGCAACCAGUGAGAUGAACACAGCAGAGGACUGGGGCCUUAUCCUGGACAUCUGUGACAAGAUUGGACAGUCACGCACCGGGCCUAAAGAAUGUCUUCGUUCCAUUAUGAGAAGAGUGAACCAUAAGGAUCCCCACGUCGCCAUGCAGGCUUUAACGCUUCUUGGAGCAUGUGUUUCCAAUUGUGGGAAGAUAUUCCAUCUCGAAGUGUGUUCUAGAGAGUUUGCCAGUGAAGUUAGCAAUGUUUUAAACAAGGGGCAUCCUAAGGUGUGUGAAAAGCUGAAGGCUCUGAUGGUCGAAUGGGCAGAGGACUUCCGGAGGGACCCUCAGCUCAGCCUGAUCUCAGCCAUGAUCAAGAACCUCCGGGAGCAGGGGGUCACAUUUCCUGCUGUGGGCUCUGAGGCUGCAGAGCAAGCUAAAGCCAGUCCAGCUUUAGUGGCCAAGGAUCCAUCCAUCUCCACCAAUAAGAAGGAAGAGGAAGACCUGGCUAAAGCCAUAGAGCUAUCUCUGAAGGAGCAGCGUGGUCAGGCUCCCCUCUCUGGGUCUGGUCUGUACCCCAGUGCCUCUCUCCUCUCUUCCCAAAGGCCGGAGGGCAGGAAGGUCCGGGCCAUUUAUGACUUUGAGGCUGCAGAGGACAAUGAGUUGACCUUUAAGUCUGGAGAGAUCAUCACUAUUCUGGAUGACAGUGACCCCAACUGGUGGAAGGGAGAAACAUACCAGGGAGUAGGACUUUUCCCUUCAAACUUUGUAACUGCUGAUCUGACUGCAGAGCCGGAGAUGAUGAAGUCAGAGAAGAAGACUGUGCAAUUCAGUGAAGAGAUCCAGGUGGAGAACAUUGAGUUAGAGCCAGAACCGGCCUUCAUAGAUGAGGAGAAGAUGGACCAACUGCUGCAGAUGAUCCAGAGUGCAGAUCCAACAGACAACCAGUCUGACAGCUGUGAGCUGCUUCAGCUGGAGGGUGCUUGCAACCAGAUGUGUCCCCUCAUUGAUCAGAAGCUGGAGGAAACUGACAGGAAACAUUCAGAACUGUCAGAGCUGAAUGUGAAGCUCCUGGAGGCUCUGUCUUUGUAUGCUAAGCUGAUGAAUGAGGACUAUGCUAUGUACACCAAGCUACACACACAACAAUAUUACAUGCAGCAGCCUGCUAACUCUGCACAGCAGACAUACGCAGGCCAGUCAGGAGGAUCCUAUGGAAUAGCAGGUCCUGGAGCAGUUCAGCAAGGAUACAAUGUUCUUAUGGAGCAGCUACAGACUGGCCAGCCAGCACCAAGUGAUGUCAUGUACAUUGGCCAGCCUCCAGUGUACAGUACAGCUGCAGAAGGUGUGUCCUACCCAGGUCAAGCCAUUCCCAACACAGUAUCUUACCAGCCUCCAGCCAAUCAGCCGCCAAGCUACAUCUCCACCCCUAACCCUGGCCAGAACCUUCCACCCCCACCUGACUCACAGCAGCAUCUGUACCCUGAGAAGACCCUGCUAUAGGACAGACAGCUACACGCAGUAACAUUACAGAUGCACAGUCAAAAUCUAAAUGGGCAUCCAUAGAGACAGACUCUACACACAUUCUUUUAAACUUGUAUUGAUUCAUAGCACACUUUCUGUCACAUACACAAGUAUACACACACUCAGUCAUAUACACAACCCCACCAACACACUUAUACUAACAGUAAAAUAAACAACCCAACCAACACACUCAUACAGUCAAAUACACAAUCCAUCCAACACACUCAUACAGUCAAAUACACAAUCCAUCCAACACACUCAUACAGUCAAAUACACAACCCAACCAACACACUCAUACAAAUAGUAAAAUACACAACCCAACCAACACACUCAUCCUAACAGUCAAUUAUACAACCCCACCAACACACUUAUACUAACAGUAAAAUAAACAACCCAACCAACACACUCAUACAGUCAAAUACACAAUCCAUCCAACACACUCAUACAGUCAAAUACACAAUCCAUCCAACACACUCAUACAGUCAAAUACACAAUCCAACCAACACACUCAUACAGUCGAAUACACAACCCAACCAACACACUCAUACAAAUAGUAAAAUACACAACCCAACCAACACACUCAUCCUAACAGUCAAUUAUACAACUCAACCAACACACUCAUCCAAACAGUCAAAUACACAACCCCACCAACACACUCAUACAGUCAAAUACACAACCCUACCAACACACUCACAGUCAAAUACACAACCCAAUGAACACUCAUACAGUCAAAUUCACAACCCAACCAACUCACUCAUACAGUCAAAUUCACAACCCAACCAACUCACUCAUACAGUCAAAUACACAACCCAACCAACGCACUCAUACAAA